Messenger RNA from Eurytemora carolleeae, 1499 nucleotides. Its product is annotated as THO complex subunit 4. Gene Ontology annotation, cellular component: nucleus. Gene Ontology annotation, molecular function: mRNA binding. The transcript is spliced from 6 exons. The record is from RefSeq and is a predicted model, not a curated record. Bases 107 to 1399 code for a protein of 430 amino acids. NCBI's taxonomy places the organism in Eukaryota, Metazoa, Arthropoda, Copepoda, Calanoida, Temoridae. Gene Ontology annotation, biological process: mRNA export from nucleus.
UUCACAAAUACAUUUUUAAAAACAAAAAUUAGAAAAAAAUAAAAAUUAAAUCUGGCCUUCCACAGACAAUGAACACACGUCAUAAAGUUUCAGAAAAGUACUCAAGAUGACGGAUCGUAUUGAUAUGAGUUUGGAUGAAAUCAUCAAGACCAACCGCAGUGCACGUGGUGGAAGCAGGGGUAGAGGUGGCCGUGGAGGUAGGGGAGGACGGGGUAGAGGUGGUGGUGGAGGAGGAGGACGUGUUGAGGCCAGAGGUAGAUCUAGAAGUCGGAGCCGUGCUCCCUCAGCUGGACCUGUUCAGAACGGAAGAAGCCGCAGCCGAAGCAGAGUUCGUGGAGCUACUGGAGCCCCAAGGAGAGGAGCAGGGCGAGGUGGGGGCCGGGGUGGAGCAGGUAGAGGAGGAGGAGUUAUGAGGCGAGGGCGAAGCAGGAGCAGAUCUGUUGUCAGUGAGAUGAACCAGUUGAUCUCCAGACACAUGAAUUUAAGAAGCUCUAGCAGAGCUAGGAGUUCAAGUAGACCUAGAGCUAGAUCCUCUAGUGGAACCUGGGGUGGAGAAGGUUUCUUGGACCGGGGUAGAAGUGUAAGCCGGGGCAGGGCGGAGAACAGGGGUCGAAGCAUGAGUCGUGGACGGGAACCAUCUCAGGGUCGUAGUGCUAGCAGGGGAAGGAGGGGAAGAGGUGCAGGUGCUGGUGGCAGAGGAGGAAUGAUGAGAAGUCGCAGUAAAUCUGUGAGACGAGACGGUCCCAGGAACAUGACAGAUCCCUGGCAGCACGAUAGGUUCACCGGCAGGCCAGCACUUACCACUGGAGGACCUGGUAAACUGAUGGUGUCCAACCUAGAUUUCGGAGUUACAGAUACAGAUAUUCACGAGCUUUUCAGUGAGUUCGGCCGUCUCAAGUCUACAGCUGUACACUACGAUAUUUCCGGCCGAUCUCUGGGUACAGCCGAUGUUAUCUAUGAACGUAGAACUGACGCCAUCAAGGCUCUGAAGCAGUACGACGGAGUUCCUUUAGACGGAAGACCGAUGAAGAUAGAGAUGGCCUCCGACGCAAACUCCCUGAGACAACAGCCCAUGGCUCGGCCCAGAUCUGCCAGCGUAAGCAGAAACCGAGCCAACGGCGGACGAGUCAUGAAGCGCGGCGGAAGUAUGAAUCGCAGUGGUGGAAUGGUUAAGCGAGGAGGAGCUCAAGGACGCGGCCGAACCGGCGGAAGAGGAGGACGCGGAGGUGCAAGAGGAGCAGGACGGAUCCGAGGAGGAGUUGGUGGCGCUAAAGGAAAUGUGCGGAAUGGACCUAAGCGGGGUGGACGUGGUGGAGCUAGAGGAGGGAAGAAACCAGCUCCAGUAGACAGGGAACAGCUAGAUAAAGAACUUGACAGUUUCAUGAAACAAGAGCGCUGAUCCUGAUCAAUCUAAGAAUAUAUCUGAAAAAAUUAUUACCAUGUUUGAUGAUGUACAUACCGCAGAUGAGUGUUUUCGUAAUAAAAUUUGUUGAAGAGAA